Molecule: messenger RNA, 1934 nt
Organism: Ylistrum balloti
Lineage: Eukaryota; Metazoa; Mollusca; Bivalvia; Pectinida; Pectinidae
Exons: 3
Coding region: 1-1716 (571 amino acids)
Biological process (GO): protein phosphorylation
Molecular function (GO): ATP binding; protein kinase activity
Source: RefSeq, a predicted model, not a curated record
AUGCCUAGGUCGUACGUAAACAACGCCUCCAACCGAAGUCUGGGGAGGGUGGGCAUGCCCGUCGGUAGUAUGCCGGUGUCACGAGGAUCAGCUGGGUCAUCAGCUAGUGGUUUUGGAGCAAGUUCCUUCGGAAGCGGAUCAUCCACCAAGACUUAUGUAGAUAAUGCAUCUAAUCGAAAUCUUGGAAGGGUGGGCAUGCCCGUCGGUAGCAUGCCGGUGUCACGAGGAUCAGCUGGGUCAUCAGCUAGUGGUUUUGGAGCAAGUUCCUUCGGAAGCGGAUCAUCCACCAAGACUUAUGUAGAUAAUGCAUCUAAUAGAAAUCUUGGAAGGGUGGGCAUGCCCGUCGGUAGCAUGCCGGUGUCACGAGGAUCAGCAGCUAGUGGUGUUGGAGCAUCGCAAAGCUCAUCUCCAAAAACCUAUGUAGAUAAUGCGUAUAACCGGAGUAAAGGAAGGGUAGGAAUGGAACAUGGAACAGCAGUCAUAUCCAAGAACUCCACUCAGUCCCAAGGUGUGAAGUUAUAUGUUGACAACGCCUUUAACCGGCGCAUUGGGCGUGUCGGUUUACCUGUCGGCUCCAUGGUGGUGUCUAGGACCUCACGGUCAGGAGAAAAACAUAACAAGAAGAAACCAACUCCUGGCAAAUCGAAAGACGAUACAAUGAAAUCGCAUAUUAAAGACAUAGUGGACAAUUAUAUUGAGAACCCUGAGAUUGAUGUAAACCCCUACUACCUGAAUGAAGACGAUGCAUAUUCGGAGGAAGUUAGCGAACAGGCUAUUGACCUAAUUCACCGAAUGGAUCAGAUCCGACUUUGGCAGCAGAAAUCAAACAAGAGUACAGGGCCGAUGACGUCAUAUGAUCUCCUUCAAAGUUACCGCGGAGAAAAAAUUCAGUUCGACGAGCUGAUUUUGGAUGAGAAAAUAGGUCAUGGUGGAUUCGGUGAUGUCCACUGCGCCACGUGGAAGGGGACUGUGGUUGCAGUAAAGAAACUUAGAGUUCAGAGGGUAUCACAGAAACGAUUAGAAGAGUUCGCUUCGGAAAUCAAAGUCUUCUGCACACUCGACCAUCCAAAUAUUGUCCAGUUCCUUGGUGCCUGUUGUGUGACACCGAACAUCGCAAUCGUCAUGGAGUUCAUGGAGGGAUGUCUGUUCCAAAUGUUGCACAUGAACGACAAUAUCUCCCUGACAGAAGACGACAAGCUAAGCAUCAUUGUCCAGAUAUGCCGAGGGUUAGAUUAUUUACAUGCGAAUAACAUCGCUCACUGUGAUAUAAAAUCACAGAACGUUCUCAUGGCGACCGGUGACCGCGGCUAUGUGGCAAAGAUCACUGAUUUUGGGCUCAGCAUGAUGAGGAACAAUUCGGAUACGUCUUCCACUAACCAUGACCAGGUUCGGAAUAUCGGAACCCCUCGUUAUUCUGCUCCAGAAGUACUGCGUGGGGAGCUGUUAGAUCGAGCUGCCAUGAUGAGAGCCGACAUGUACUCCCUUGGUCUGGUGGUGUUUGAAGUCAUCUCCCAAGAUGAACCGUUUGAUUCCCUGAACGCCAAACAGAUAGAACGUUUGGUUGGAAACGGGAAUGAAAUGCCCGUAUUCGGAACUGACGUGGAAGAAAACGUGGAGGCAAACGUGAAAACAUGCUGGAGCAGAGAUCCGUUUCUUCGACCCUCUUCGUCCUGUUUCCGUGACACGGUAGAAAAGUGGGAGUGUCUUUACAUGUGAAAAACUUAUGUGACAUUGGAAGCUUCAUCAUAUUGGUUUGAUUGUGAAUUUUUCACAGAUAUGGUUAUUCAUAUGUAUCAACAUUCUGGCGCUUUCUUACUAACAAGACACUUUUAUUGAACAUUGUUGGUGUGCUGGGUCCAAACUGUCUUUGCAUUUACUACAAUACGUUAUAUCUUAUAGCAUUGAUAAUCAUAUAUUAGUGUAAUCACGUUUUU